UAGCAACAAGAGCAAUGUGGAAAUGGGGAUGGAGGAAAAAAAAGACAAUUGGAAGAAAAGGGGUUGCCUUUAAGACAAAAUCAGCGUUUUUAAAAUAAUGAAUGAAAAUAUAUCUUCGGAAGUCGGCACUUGAUCAGUACCGCUGCAGCUCUGUUCGCCCUCUUCUCCUAAACUGACGUCAUUCUCCUAAUUGUGUGGAAUUGGUUCUCUACAUCUGCUGUGGUACCUCCCUGGACUCUCCUUGGACCUUACUGUAAAGAACUAUCUUCUUUAUAUACUGACAGCAAAGGCAUCUAAUGCAUUUCCCUCCUGCAUAUUCUCACACUCUGUGUCUGGUGCACUUGAUUCAAUCGCUAUCUUGUAAUGGCAGUGCAAGACCCUGGCAGGACAACAGGUUUUCCAUGCAAACAAUGUGGCAUAGUAUGUCCCAAUAUGCCCACUCUACUCGAACACAUGGAUAUUCACCUUCAACAAGAGGAAGAACGCAAGUUUAAAUGUGACGAAUGUGGACGUGGUUAUAGGCAUGCUGGUAGCCUAGCUAACCACAAAAAAACACAUGAAGUGGGUUCUUUUCGAUGUAACAUCUGUGGUAAAGAAAACUCGAAUGCGUUGGCCCUGAAGAGUCAUCUUCGGAGCCACACUUCACAGAAGAAGUACGCCUGUACCGAAUGUGGGAAAGCUUUUCGCCUGGCAUCACAGCUGGCCACGCAUGAGAGGGUUCAUCUUGCCAGGAGAGUAAAGGAGCAGUCAUAUAGAAAGGUAGACAUGGAAUAUCCCACACAUGAAGAUAGACAUGAAACUGAAGAUAGACACGAAACUGAAAAUAAUCACACACAUCUUCUCAGUGAGCAGUCAGCCGGUGUUGGGAUUUCCACAGAAAGUAGCCCAGCUGAGGACAAGCUGGAGGUUGUGUAUAAUGCUCAGUCUGAGCCCUCUGAUGAUGCAGCAAAUCGACCAUUCAGAUGUGAUUUGUGCGACAAAUCAUACAUACACCAUCGAAGCCUGACCAAUCAUAAAAAAACACACCAAGUGGGAAUGUUUGAGUGCACAGUGUGUUUCAAACUGUUCAGUAACAUGGCUGCUCUCUACAGUCACCAGAGAAGUCACAAGGCAAGAAGCGGGACAGACCCUAAUUCAAUGGGUGGUUCAUACACCGGCACGCCAAUGGACCAGUUUUCACCUCAGAGCCAAGAAGCUCCAGUAAAUUUUUGCCAUUUGUGUCAGGUGCUAUUCCCCAAUGAUGAAGAAUUCCAGGAACACAUCCAAAUGCAUAACUCCUCAUCUUUGUCAUUUGGACUUCAAGAUACCUUGUCAGAGAACCACAAUAUAUCAUAUGACAACAGUAUUGCUUCGCCUGAGUCAAAUUUUUAUGCAUCCCCUAUAAAUAAUGUUCCCUCAGUAUCAUCCAUAGAUAAUCAUGGAGGCUUUGAUCAGCCGCAGGAGCAGAUUAGACGUAACGGUCAUGUCUAUUCAGACUGCUCCAAUAAUCAAACACCACCUUCCAACGGCACUCAGGGAGAACCCCCAAUCAUAGACACAAGCAUUCUCAAUCCUGCCCUGACACUGGACACUGACAAUGCAGCUGAAAUGGAAGAGAUGUCAACUGUAGAUUCUGACGAGCGUCCCUUCAAGUGUCAAAUCUGCGGUAAAAGCUACCGGCACUCUGGGAGCCUUAUCAACCACAAAAGGUCACAUCAGGUCGGGAUUUACCAGUGCUCCAUCUGCAGAAAGAGCUAUCCUCACCUGGCCGCCCUCAAAAGUCAUCUUCGUCUCCACAAAGCUCAGUCGUCAUCUUAUGGCCUCAACGCUGAGGGAGACUGGCUCUCCUCAGAGCCCCUGACUCUGGACAACCAACAGGGUUGCUACUCCUCUCAAGACGAGGAGGGGGAUCGUACUCACCCUGUACUUGGUAUGGAUCAGGAGAACGGAGUUGACCACAGCAAUGGAGCUUUGUACCAUGAGCAGUUUAAUCAGGACUUUAUCCAGGAUAUGACUGUGCAUCUACCUCACAAUGAACACCUGAUGCAGAGGCACAUGUGUGCAGACUGCGGUGAGACAUUUGCCAAUAUUGCAGGGAUUAAGUCUCACAGUUGCCCACUGCUACAGCAGCAGCAUGACACCGCGAGCAGUGACUAUGACAGUAAUAUAAAUUUCCAGGGCAGUAAUGGUAACUGCGCCAUUGGAAAUCCAGGGAGUAAUGUAGAGUUCCAUGGUCUGAAUGGUAGCCACGACCAAAGUUACUUUGAACAGAACUUCCAUGACAAUAUGAGCAGUGAUCAGCUGAAUGGUGGCGCAGAAGGUGAUGACGUAGAUGAGGAGGAUGAUGAUGGAGAUCUGUAUCAGUGCUCUAUAUGUGGAAACAGCUACACCAGUAUGAGGGCUCUCAGGAGCCAUCUCCGAGGACACACACAAUCCCAUAGUACUCCUGCAAGCUCAGGGCCCUCCUCCAUGUCCUCCCAUGAAGAAGUGAAAGACGAGGAGCCUGGAGAGAUGAUGAUUUGUAGCACAUGUGGGGAAAGUUUUGCCACUCGGCAAGAUUUAAACGCCCAUCAGCUUCUACACACCCAGGACCAGGUAGAUAAUGUAAAUCAUUCACAUAUAAACAACAGCGAUGUGUCUCAAGGAAAGGAGGAAGCACAGAGUAUCAUCUGCGGCAGCUGUGGCAUCUUCUGCACCAGCUAUCAUCAUCUUGAGAACCACGGUUGCACAGCUGAGAGGACAGAUGAGUCAACACAGGGUAAAGAGGAAAUGAAAGUAAAUGAUGUCGCCCAGUGUGAAGACAUGAGUCACGUCAAAGAAACUGUUGACACCCAGAAUCGUCAGUACAAGUGUGAUCAGUGUGGGCGGUCAUACCGACACCCGGGCUCCCUCCUUAACCACAAAAAGUCCCACAAAACAGGUGUAUUCAGAUGCCUCGUCUGCCAGAAGCGCUUCUACAACCUGCUCGCCCUUAAAAACCAUCAAAGGUCCCACUUUGAUAUUAAGAGGCAUACUUGCCACGAGUGUGGGAAAGCCUUCAAAAUUCAGAAGCAGCUAUUGAAUCACCUGAGAAGGCACAAGGAGAACCAAGCCAAAAUUCAGGAUCUCAACAACCAGAUCCAGGCCCUCAUGCAGAUGAAUGGGACCAGGUCAGAGGGAGGAAUGCAGUCCUUAACUUCAAAUGCCAAUCAGGCUUUUACCUCCUCUCGAUGCUGCAAGCAACUGCCUGGAGGGAAGAGAGGACAAACAAAGUGCGAGACCUCAGUCAAAUCAGAGGACACAGGUGACCAACGGCCUUUUGCCUGUGACCAGUGUGGACGUACAUAUCGCCACGCAGGAAGUCUGGUCAACCACAGAAACUCCCAUAAAACAGGUGAAUAUUACUGCUCUGUUUGUAACAACACUUACUCCAAUCAGCUAGCAAUGAAGAACCACUUGCGCACCCACUUUGCAUAUAAAAAGCACUCUUGCCAAAACUGUGGAAAAGGCUUCAGGGGAAAGAAGCAGCUAUUAGCCCACAUUUGUGCAGGCCUCAGAAAGGAUGGAGCUGGAGGCAAGAGGGGCCUAAAAUCUAGAGCCCUUAAGUGCAAGGAAUGUAAGCAGGCCUUUCACUCUGUUGACCAACUGACAGCCCAUGCCUGUGAUGGACCAUCAGGCAGCAAUGAUGCCCAAACCAAUACGAGUCCAAAAAAAGAGGAGCGACCUUUCAUGUGCAACAUUUGUAAUCGCAGCUACCGCCAUGCAGGCUCACUCCUGAACCACAAAAACACCCACAAGACCGGACACUUCAGUUGCACCUUCUGCUCUAAGCCCUUCACUAACCCCAUGGCUCUGCGCAAUCACACACGCAUCCACACGCAGAAGAAAAAGUACGUGUGUCUCACAUGUGGAAAGGCUUUCCGUCUCGCCAGUAUCCUGCACAACCAUCAGAGGGUCCACAACCGGGUGGCGAGUCACUUCAGCUGUCCUGCAUGUGGGAAGAGCUUCCAGGGCAGAUCAGGUCUGAAGAGGCACCGCUGCCGCCGAGGUCAGGAGAACUCGCCGAGAGCUGGAGUCCAGCAGUCGGAGAGAGGAGACAAGUGCUUCAUGUGUGACCUGUGUGGGCGCUCCUACCGCCACGCUGGCUCUCUCCUCAACCAUAAAAAGACACACUCCGAAAACCUCCACCACUGUACCUUGUGUCUGCAGACCUUUCCUGAUCCUCUCACUCUACAGAUCCACACCCAGAUGAGGCGUCACUGCUGCCCAGAGUGCGGCAAAACCUUCUGUCUGGUCGCACACCUGCAGAGCCACAUGGAGGUGCACUCAAAGGACCGUCCUGUGGCGUGCAGCCCCUGCCAGCAGAGCUUUCCCAACACAGCCAGCUACCAGCAGCACCAGGAAAUGCACCACGGGGCUCAGGACCCCUAUCAACAAGGCGUGGACGAACCUGUUGACAAUAUCUGCUGGGACUCAGGAAUAAAUCAGACCAUGGGGAUGGACGGGAUGCAAAAGCAGGUUCCACCACCUUUGUCUCAUAUUCCAGUAAGCAUCGCUAAUUCAGAGAAGAGCCUCGAGUCCGCUGGCCCAGAGGAGAAGAGCCACGUCUGCGAGCACUGCGGCCGCACUUACCGCCACGCCGGCUCCCUCCUCAACCAUAAGAACAGCCACAAGACGGGCUCCUUCUUCUGUUCCAUCUGCCAGAAGGAGUUCACCAACCUCAUGGCUCUCAAGAACCACCGGCGCAUUCACACAGAGCCGAAGCGCUAUCAGUGUCUGGAGUGUGGGAAGGCGUUCCGUGUGUCCACUCAACUCAUAUGUCACCGACGAAUCCACACCAAAGAGAAGCCCUUCGCCUGCCUGCUGUGCGACAAGAGCUUUUCCAGCAAGUCCAACCUGCGGCAUCAUCAGAAGAUGCACCAGAACACCCAGACCUAUGACUCCUCUUUUAGCAUGGAUGCUAACACGUUUAUGGACUUGGACAUGGGGUCUUUCCUUUGAAUUCCAGAGUGUAGAGAGAAGAGGACAAGUAGUCCUCUUAUUUAUCAGUGUUUCAUCCCUCUAUCAAUAAUUGUAAAACAGUAUUUUUUUCAGAAAGUGCUCCUUGGUCCUGACAGAAGCUCCUUUUGAAGACAUAAAUGCACAUUUCAUUAUUGACUUCCAGUCUUACCUCCACAACAGAUGGUGACAUCACUCAGAAGUCUCCAGAGGGUUUAUCGGUCAGCUUUUAAUAAGGCCUGAAUGUUUUCCAAGAACACACAGGAUCCCAGAGUAAAGGGCGCCCUGGCUGAUGAAAAUAUCAGUUGCCGCUCGUUCCUCAAUGACAAACCAACCAACCAAAGUGAACAGAAAAGUGGAGCCCAGGUCCAUGUACGAACAUUAACACUGAUGACAUGUUUUUGUAAGACAGUACUGUUCUAACGGUGAUCUCUCCUCUCUUGCUACGUAUACUUGUGUUCAGUGCCUCUGUAAGUUCCUUAGGAAACAAAAUAUACAAACUAUAUUUAUCUCUGAAUCCUUUUUGUUAGCUUUGCCGUCAGUGUCGAAGGACUGCUCACUUUCCUUUUGGAUCUCACAUAGGGCAAGCCUGUUGUUAUAAAGUCAAAUACCUCUGGGUGUGUCCAAAGGUCAGUGGCAAAGUGAUUUACUGAAAUCAUAUUAUCAAGUAAAUAGUUGUACUGCUAAUAAUAUUCACGUUGAGUGACAUUGUAUGCUAAAAAUGGAUGUAUUUAUUAAUUUAUUCCUGUUAUUUUCUGUGCAUAUUUUAUUAGAAAAGCUUUCUAUGAAUGUUGUAAAAAAAAAAACAAAAAAAAAAAAAACAACUGUCUUCUAAAACUCAUGUAGCCUUUAAGGGACGUCAUCAGUCGAUUUGUAUUUCCUCAUUAGUUCUCAGUUACAACGGGCAGGAAUGAAUGAGCCAAGUAUUAUUGGCAGCACUCAGGGGAAACCUUCAAAAGGAACAUACCUGAUGUGUAAAACAUUGUAGAUAAUCAGUUUCCGAACUGAGCAUUUUUUUUUUCACCUGUGCUAUUUUUCAACACGUAUGAUUUAGCUCAUGUAACGGUAACCGAAGUCACUCCAGCAGUUAGUCGCAGCUCCACGCGCAGUGCAUGCUGUUGAAAUACGAUCUAUCUUUGAGAAGCAUCAGUUGAAGUGCCAGUGCCUAAAAUGUAAGUCAAUUGUAGCAGUUUAAUGUGAACAAACCUCCUUUUGCUGUACUUGUUAUAUACUGUAAACCACAUGUUAUAUUGUCCGUUACAUAAUUAGAUUUUUUUUUUUGUGAAUCUCCUCAGCCCCAAACAGUUAAACGUCUUAAAGCAGUUGAUAACAAAAGUAUUGCGACAGUGAAGUGAGAGUGGUUCCUUUUUGUCUCCAUGAUUUUUUUCCCCUCCUCACAAAUACUUUCUAUAAAUCAAAUGUAUUUUCAGAUAAACAAAUAUGGGGCCAAAACGCCGCAUUUCUGCCAAGCACAAGUAUUACUACAAACAUACCAGGGCUUUAUGGAUUUACAAAGAACCUCUUUCAUCUUCACCGUUGAGUUGAGUUGAGUGACUUUAUGUUCUGUGUAAAAUGUGCAAUUAUUGAUUCUGUUUUUGUUUUUUUGUUUUUUUUUUUGUCUUCGUUUUUUGCCAAGUUGUCUAACGUGCCUGUUGUUCCUUUUGUGGUUUCUUUUCACAGAUCAUGCAAAAGUGAACACAUGGCCUUUACUUUUUAUAACAGUCUAUAAUUAGAUUUUCUUUAUGCCUUAUACAUUACAUUUCACAUGUAUGAGUAUGUUUGGCACUGGUCAGAAGUAUGAAAUACCUCAUGGAAAGCCCUGCCUACCUAGCAACCGCUACUUAAUGCCUCAUGCAGCUUAAUUGUAGAGAAUACACUGUAAUCAUAGAGAUAGUUAUCAGCAGUAAGACAACUAGAACAGAUGAAGCAUCAAUUCUAAGGUUUUACUUUGUAGUUCGCAGAAGCAGUUUUCUCCAUAAAAUGGUCGUUUCUCUGCAGUUUGUUGUUUUCAGAGUUAUAUUUGCACAUUUGUAGAGACACUUGUAGCCCAAGGAGGACAGGAAGUCUAUAAUAACGCAGCCGUUCUUUUGUCGGCAGGCAACAGAUAAGCUGUUUGAUAGUUCACCUCAGUUAGUGUGCGGGUCGUAAUAUUUAAGCAAUAUGCUGAAAGUAUUGUUUCAGUGCAUGAACCGAGUACAUCUCAUAUGUCUUAUUGUGUCGAGUGCAGUGGCGUCAGAUUCAGUAUACUGACACUAGCCUUGAAAAACCACGACACCUUGCCAUCUUCUUGUGUUAUUUAAAAUCAUACAUGUAUUAAUUGUAAUGGUUUAGAUCGUACUGUAACAUAUUUUCAUAUGCCAUGGUAGCCUACAUGUGAAACAACACAUGCACAUUUAAAAGUUUGUUUUUUUUUUUAAACGAUGUUCUCCAUCUGAUCUCCCUGUGGCACUGAACACGUUCACUCCUCUGUCAGCAGUCACAAUCACAGCCUGGUGUUUGUGGCGUGCAUUAAUCUCAGAGCUCUCUCUCUGUAAAUAUUUGAAGGGAAAAUAUCGGUCGGAUCUAUGUACAUUCAGAUUUUCCUCAGCAGGAGAAAACUGCUAGAUUAGCUAUUGUGUAAUUUAAAAAAAAAGGCAUAUACCACAUGUUCUGAUUUAUUGGAUUUUCAGUGCUCAAAAAUGUCUGCUCACUAUUUAAUUCAUAUUUAUAUAACUAUUUUGUCACUCUGAAACGUAGAUUUUUACUUCUUUGUUAGAACUUAGUUUAGAAUAUAAGCAAAUUAUUGAAAAUAAAACUAGUUGAAAUUAAUUAAAAGACUUGGAAAAUACAGUGU
Epinephelus fuscoguttatus (brown-marbled grouper) is the source of this 7789-nucleotide messenger RNA. It is a transcript of the gene znf646, whose product is annotated as zinc finger protein 646. Bases 364 to 4959 code for a protein of 1531 amino acids. NCBI's taxonomy places the organism in Eukaryota, Metazoa, Chordata, Actinopteri, Perciformes, Serranidae. The record is from RefSeq and is a predicted model, not a curated record. The transcript has 4 exons. Gene Ontology annotation, biological process: regulation of DNA-templated transcription. Gene Ontology annotation, molecular function: DNA-binding transcription factor activity, RNA polymerase II-specific; RNA polymerase II cis-regulatory region sequence-specific DNA binding.